Babesia microti strain RI is the source of this 1881-nucleotide messenger RNA. RefSeq lists its product as hypothetical. The coding region runs from base 1 to 1881 and encodes 626 amino acids. Lineage: Eukaryota; Apicomplexa; Aconoidasida; Piroplasmida; Babesiidae. The transcript has a single exon. The record is from RefSeq and is a predicted model, not a curated record.
AUGGAGUACCGUUCAACCUUUACACCUCAUAACAUGACUCGGUUGCGUGAACAUAAUCUGCUCCGUUAUGACGAUGAGUAUAAAUAUAUCGAUUUUGAUGUUUUUAAGAGAGGCAAUGAUGAUUUUGAGGUCUACCAGAAAAGUAUCGCACAUAGGGCUCUCUCCCAGAUCAAAAAAUCCAAGGACAAGUUGCAACUUUUAUCAUCAGGCCACUCAACAUUUUCACUAAAGGUGCUUAAGUCAUUGGGCAUAGAUUUAACGAAUCAAAAAAUAGAAGCAAAUUCCAUAGACCAGCUAAUCCCCUCUUCGAAUAGCAUGAAGAUAAUGCAUUCGCAGCUUAAGAUCUGGAAUGACCUCUACAAAAAUGAAAUCAAACUUUUGCCAUCAACCAUACUAUAUGACAAGAUACUCAACAUUUCCAAAACGAUAUCGGACCACGUGACAACUACCGUAUCUAAAUCGGAUAGGUCGUUCCACAUAGAAGAAUACCUCAAUAAAAUUAAUAAUAUACAACCACAAAACAGAAAUUCAGUAGAUUCAGUUGCAACCAGUAGAAUCGAAUCGAAUUCCCAAAAUAUAUAUUUGGAAGAACAGGUAAAAUUACUCGCAUCAAUAAAUUCGUUAUUACUGCUUGACGAGACAUUAAAUGAGGCACAAGAUGGUAACUUUUACUAUGAUCAGCUUAAAAGUUUUCCAAGGGAUUGCCUAAUAAGUGUAAAUAUAAAUAAAAAGGACGAUUGGUCUAGGGUAAAGGAUAAAAGAUACACUUUGCUCAACUUUGUUAAGCAAAUUUGCAAAGGUUGUAACUUUGAUAAGACAACGUGUGGGCUGACAUUGUUGUUAUUUGAUUCAUUUAUACACAUCAAAAAUGAUUGUGAAUACCACGGUAAUGAUGGUGCUGGUGUUUCAAAUGAUGCGGGAAAUAAUGGUUUCUCGCAAGAUUACCUGAAUAAAUAUGCUGUUGCGUGUCUCAUGCUUAUAGCAGGGCUGAGGGAACAUUGGACAGAUAUAAAACGGGAUUCUUACCUCGAAAAUAUCAUAUCGGCGUACAAGUCCAAAUUCACAAUACAAGAAAUUGCCCGGUGCCAAAUGGAGAUAAUCAAAACUAUGCCCAAAGGUUUUACCAAUAUUUACGUGCCAUUCGAGUAUGGCCUAUUCUUUUUGUCCGUUCUCCGAGACAUUGAAGAAACAUCUCAAACUAAUGAAAAUGCCGAUAAUUGUUGCGGUAGUGUUGAUGAUGGUCUCGGAUUGGAUUGUUUAUAUUCGUAUUUACGGAAAACAUGUGCCAUCAGUUGGGUUUAUAGCAUCAUAACCAAGUGGGAUGAGCUAUUUCUCUAUGAAAAUUGGAACAGCACUAUAACCCCAAGUCGUGCUGCAGCGGCUAUAUUUUUACACAUAUUUUUAGAUUUUUACCAGUGUGAAGGAGAUAAAAAUGUGUUGUGGUGUAGAAGGUUUUGUAGCCGUGUGUUCAAGAUGCUGUAUGAUUGCGAUGUGGGUUUGUGGUAUCAUUGCAUAAAAAACCAAUUGUGUAUUGUGUACAUGGAAAUUGCCAAGGCUUCAGAUAGUUCCUGGCAAAUAUACAGUAUCUUCAAAAUCUCCAGUUUUCAGUGGUGCGCCCAGCUAAAGCUUUUAAGCGUGUACAAAGCGAAGUCCCUGAUUGAAUAUAUGGAUAGUGGACAGAAGUUGUGUGGUCUCGACUACGUAACAAUUAUGCAGAUAAUUCCAAGGUUGAUUCAGCUGGUUAUAGCUAAUGAUAGCCAAUCCAAUCAGGAAUGCUUGGCUAAUGGAGCUACGGCGCGGUGUAACGCGUUAACUAGCAGGAUUUAUAGGGGUGAUGAUCUUUUAAUGGAAGAAGACAACACUAAGAAGAGAAGAUCUUAG